AUGGACAAUCCUGGAACUAGGAAUGCUGCAGUAGCGGACUUUGACGACAACGCAGAUAUUUCACAUCAAUCAAAGAUCACCGAUGAGCCCAGUCAGGCCUUUGAUUCAUUCCCGUACAGUGAAAAUGUGGCAGGUUUAGAUCAGGAAAAAUACGAAAAAGAUAGUCCAAGAGAAGAUGAAGUAGUUGCAGCUCAUUCUGAAUCUGAAUUAGAUACUGAUGUGAUAAUAGGCGGCACUGAAGGUACUGACGUUGGCGGCGAUGAAUCCGAAUAUCAUUGGCUUGAUGAUUACGGAGACAAUAGCGCUUCCAAAACGAAUCAAGAUCUUCCCUCAGAAAAUACGUUUCAGUUAAAUCAAGAAACAGAUGUUGCUGAUAAUCCGUUACCUUCAGAUACUGAAGUUGAGGAUACUGUCCAUUUGACCGACGAAAGAGAUAUACCACAAGAUGGACAGAUUAACUCGCAUUUCCCUUAUUCCGACUUGGAUACAAGAGACGAAUUACGGGCAUCUGAAAAAGUUUCUCCUACUGACGCUAGGCCUGAAGGUAACGAUUUCGCCGAGGAUAACAGCAGUGCCAAUCCUCAAGUAUUAGCAUCAUUUAGCUAUGAUCCUGAAUUUUUACAGGGUGGUAUGGAUGAAAAUACGUUAACGACUUCUUUCAGCAAAAGCGACGAUAUCAAUAUAGACAAUGAUAGUUCGUUAGAUAAUAAAUUGCGAUCUUCAAGUCAUGAUAAUCUAAGUCAUUUAGGCGCUCUCGCUUAUGGAACCAAUCAGAGAAACUUGCCUAUUAGACAGAACAAAAGUAGCGAUAAUUUAAGUAAUAUGCCGUACAGUAAAGCAACGGUUGUAAGUACUGGGAGUGAACCGUCUUUAGUAGCUGCAGUAAGGGCCGGAGAACCGAAAAUCAAUUAUUACACACCAGCAUACGACCAAGGAGCGGCAGAGAGUACUAACGUUGAUAAAGUAGAGACUGACAAUUUUAGUUUUGCUAAGCGUACUGAUAGUUUUGUUAAUGCAAUAGAAUCGAAAGAUACCAAUGUACCUCGUAGUUCUGAUAUUACUCCGUCAAUAACGCAAGAAGAAAGUAAAAUUGGAAAUGCGCCCAUUGACCCCAGUGAUAAUUCGGAAAAUCCGCUAAUAAAUUCUUCUUCUAACUACCAAGUUGCACCAGUUAUGCCGCAAUCGCAGCCUCCCCCGCCUCCCAAUAAUUUUGCAACUAGUUAUUUACCUACAACAAAGAACCAGCCGCAGUUUCCGGGUCCUGAUCAUUUUGCAAAGCAAGCUUCAGUAACUAAGAGCAAUCAAUACCAAGGUAUGACUAGCGCUGGACAACCUUAUGUUGAUCAGAAUCAAACCAUCGGAAACGAAUCAAGUUCUGCAUAUGGUAGCCAAUAUCAACAACAACAACAACAACAACCCGCGCGAUUGAAUACUCAAAGUGGCAAUGUCGAUGCCAAUCAGUAUUAUAAUUAUCAGCAACAAUAUCCUUACGCUUCAUAUCCGUAUCAACAAUAUUAUUAUUACCCCACUCCUUGGGAUCCGUACGGCUACCAGUAUCAGCAAUACCAGGACUGGUACUACUCAACGUACUACCAGAAUGCAAAUUACUAUGGAUCAAAUCCUAAUGAUCAGCAAAACUACCCUGGAUUUGCUGAUCAUCAGCAACAGGAAGCCCAAUAUUACGAAAAUUACUAUACUCAAUCAGCUGUUCAACAAGGUCCACAGGAAUCAAAUAAUCCUAACUUCGCCAACAACGCUCAAGGGGACGCUUUGGAUUCAUCUACCUACGAUUCAGAAAUGGCCCCUACAACUAGUACUUCUGUAGCUACUCCACAACUACCAAUCUAUGACCACGAUCUCACUUCAGAUAACAAUGUAACGCAUAUUGAAUCAAAUACUGAUAAUUUUCAUUAUCAACAAGGUGAACCCACUAUACCUGAUUAUUCUGAAGUCGAUGCUAGUGCUAUAGCAUAUCCACCAGGACCAGAUGAGGACGUACCUAUUGAAGAAGAUGAAGAAGAUCAGAAACCUCCACCGUUAUACGUUGCACCUCAUGUUAGAUGUAAUUUUAGCUUUGGUGGGGUAGUGGUUAUGACCUCAGCCAGUAACCCUAACAUGGUAACUAUAUCUCAGCUACAGAAUAGCGUAUCGGAACAGAAGCUGCAGCAUGAUAUCAAAGAUUUUCCUGGGCCUCUAAUGUGUGACGAUACACACAAACGUGAUAUAAUAAGUUAUAUUGAGACUAAAAUUGCUAAUACGACUGAUAGAAUGGAAACAUCGUCAUCGCGUUUACUGUGGAAGUAUCUACUGAUGGGAAUUCGCCAAAAUGGAACAAUACUAAAUACUGAUAUUUCUGAACUACUGUUAAACGAUGAGCAGUUAUGUAAUGAAAGUAGUAAUAAAUUGGCCACUAAUGAUGAUUUCGAAUCUGAGUGCCACGAUGAAGCAGAACUAGAAAGUUCUCCGCAAGUUUCAUUUAAUAUGCAAGCUAUUGAAAAAGAAUUUAGGCAAUUACUAUUACAAGGGAAAAAAAGGGAAGCGUUAGAAAUUGCAAUCGGUAAUGGUUUAUGGGGCCAUGCUAUGAUAUUAUCCAAUAGAUUAGAUUCUCGAAUGUACAAAAUGGUUAUUAACAAGUUCUUUCUGUCGAUGAUGGAAGGAGAUACUUUACUAACACUAUACCAAGUAUUAGAUGGUCAACUACCAACAGCCAUAACUAAUAAACGUACCAUAAAUACAAAUUGGAAAUCGCAUUUGGCAAUGUUAUUGUCUAAUACAACAUCUAAUUCGAAGUUUGAUAAAGACAAUAUAAUUUCUCUUGGAAAUCAGUUGAUGCAAAAUGGUGAUAUAUUCGCUGGACAGUUAUGUUACCUGAUUGCAGGAGUAAUCCCUGGCCGUUUUGAUAGUGAAAAAAAGGACUUUAUAUUAGUUGGUCAAAAUUCUGCAAGUAAAUCAUUACAGUAUUUAGAUAUUGUCGAUAUUCAUCGUACUGAAAUAUGUGAGUAUAUUCGCUCGUUACAAAGACCUGGUGACGCAUUCCCAAAAUUUCAGCCGUAUAAAUUUAUGUACGCAGCACUUUUAAGCGAGCUUGGCGGGAAGGACGAGGCCUUACAGUACUUAGAAUCCUUGGCUUACACUAUUCAUUCUAAUCCAAAACUAUAUUCUAAAUCAUUUAUUAAAUGUGUAGCAAAUUUCGCUUCUCGUGCUACAUAUUUCAAUCCUGAAGAUAGUGGCAAUGAAGACGAAGAUGAACCGGAAUGGCUAGCUAAUCUUCACUCAUUGACCGACCUUGACUAUAAUAAUAAUUUAUAUCGUUUUAAUAACAGUACAUCAACAGAUAACAAUGAUGUGAUAGCUCCAAAAGUGGAGGAUGACUACACGUAUCAAAAUCCAGCUUCACCCAUACAAUCUUAUUCUGGAGGCGGCAAUCUGUCUCUUGUGCACACACCAGCUGAAUCAAAUAAAUCUGUUCAUCAGUUUACCUUUGAUGAAUCAGAAAUUAAUAGGCAACAUGAAAACAAACCUGGAUUAUAUACCCCGACACAAUCUGAAAAUAAUUCUGGAUUGUAUAACCGUGCACAACCUGAAAAUAAGCCUGGAUUGUACAGCCCAACAAUUCCAACCAGUCAUCAAAGACAAGACAGUCCUAAAUUAUUUUAUAAUCCCAAUAGUACUUCACAAAGCCAACCUACUGGUGGAAAUAUCCCAUUAAAUCCAAUAUAUGAACCUGCGGGCAACAGCGCUGCAAUGUAUGAACCUGCUAGCAGCAAGACCACAGUUCCCCGUGCAAAUACCUAUAAGCCAGAAGAAAAUCAACAAGGUCCUAAUAUCGUCGAUAAGUUUCAACCCAAUAGGGACACAGUGAAAGCACCAAGUGAUGAUAUGGCCAAAAAGAGUCAAGAUUCACCGGCUAAAACACCUGGAAGGAAAGUUAAGCAAAAGGGUUGGUUAUCUACCGUCAGUAGUAUGAUCUUUAGAGGAAAAAAUGAAAUGCAUUUGCCCGAUGACAGAAAGCCAACUAUUUACUAUGAUGAAAAUUUAAAAAAGUGGGUUGAUAACGAUAAUCCAGAAGAGACAACAAAAGCUGCUGCUCCGCCCCCAUCAGAUACACAAUUAACCAAGCCUUCCACAGCUCAACCUAGUGGUCGAAGCCAAUAUGUCGAUGUUUUCGGCGGAAAAAAAAGUGAAACAACCUCAGGCCAAAAGACAAUUCUUCCUCCAAACUUCCUCAAUCCUGUACAAAAUAAUACAACUCCAGCUAAAGCAACAGGACAAUUUUUCGUUCCAACAGCUAAUCAAGAUGACGUAUCAGAUCCAUUUACGAGUUCAAGUAAUAAUAAUAACUCUAAUGAAGGGUUGCAAGAACACUCUGACAAUGACCAUGGAAGAUAUCAAACUGCAGAAAUGCGAUCUAAUCGUGAAAAUAGGCAGCAAGCAAUGAAUCGCCAAGAACCGUACGAAUCCAAUGUGCAUGGUAACCAAAACAGGAAUAUUGCACAAGAUCCAUCGGGUCAAUUGUAUGAUAGUUCGCAACAAGGUGUUGAUGUUACAGCACAUACUGGAACACACGAUUCAUAUGCCCAAGGUAGACUUGGUGGAUAUGCUGCUGCAAAUAUGUCUACAUCUCAGCCGUUCAGUUCAAAUCUUCCGGAUAUGCAAAAUAGAUAUUCUCAUGAUUUAACCUCUUCCUAUGGCACGGAGAGUAACGUUAGCGAUCUUGGAUUUUCUGCAUCCGAUACCGGGGUGAGCGACUCGGUGCAAUCGACGCCCAGACAAUCUGAAUAUCAGAAUGAAACUAAUACUAAGCCCCAGGACAUAUAUCAGCAACCAUUCCCUAUUGGUUUCCAAAAUCAAGGCGGAAGUCAUUCUAGAACAUCCAGUUUUAAUCGUCAAAAAAGACCGCCACUGUCAUUAGGUGGAGCUUAUUACUAA
This is a messenger RNA of Trichoplax adhaerens, 4929 nucleotides long. RefSeq lists its product as uncharacterized. Lineage: Eukaryota; Metazoa; Placozoa; Uniplacotomia; Trichoplacea; Trichoplacidae. Gene Ontology annotation, cellular component: ER to Golgi transport vesicle membrane; endoplasmic reticulum exit site. The transcript has 16 exons. The coding region runs from base 1 to 4929 and encodes 1642 amino acids. Gene Ontology annotation, biological process: Golgi organization; COPII vesicle coat assembly; autophagy. The record is from RefSeq and is a predicted model, not a curated record.